UGUAGCUCGCCGGUUGCAAAAGGCCAGUCCAGUUUUUUCUUUCCUUGAACAAGAACAGAGAGUGAAGGACCUCACUUGACCCCUCUAAGACCUUCUGCUCUCAAAGAUAGUUUCCAAUGGUGCUUGGGGAAACUCUUCAUUGGAUAAGGAUCCUUCUGUCAUAUUAUUACAAAAGGCUGUAGUAGGACACGACGUGCCACUUCCUGAGCCAUCUACUGGGUGCUGUCUUGCUAACACUUCAACAUAUGUCACUUCAGGAUCCACGCUCUGCUACGUGGCUCUAUAAUUCUCUCCUUCUAAUCAUCCUGCCCUUUUUAUACCCCCAAGAACCCAAACCCUUUCCUUCAGCAAGCAAGCAAGGCUUAGAAUCUUCAUCUCGCCCAACCUUAGUGUUUUACACCUCAGACAACAUUUCUCAUCACUCCCAUCAUGGCUGUUAGAUCAAUGGGUUAUUGGAAAUCAAUGGCUAGUCGCUUAAGAGGAACGGCGACAUAUGCAACAUCAACCCCACCAAAACUGAAAUAUGCAGAAACAGCUGAUCAAUUCGGACAUCAGUAUCAUCAAGAAAGCAAGCACAGCAAGAAGGUAAGAGGUGACUUUGUGCCAGUUUAUGUAGCAAUAGGGAUGAUAACUGUCUCAAUAUCUCUUGGUCUUUACACUGCCAAGCAACAAGUACUGUAUGCACCGAAUGUUCGUGUAAGGAAGAAGACAAGAGAGACUGUACCUGAAGUGGUUGAUCCUGAUAAAGUGGUGGAUGAAGCUGAUAAGUUUAUCAGGAAAUCUUUCUUCAGGAAAGUAGCACAUGUUCAAGAGUUUGAUCACAAUGGGCUCCAGUAUUUGCCUGAUCCUUCUCGUAAAGACGUUUUCGCUCAAAAGCCUCGUGCUGAGACCCUUAAAGAUGUUGGGAUUGAUCCUAAAUCACAGCUUUGAGCUGUUCUGGAAAAAAUGCAUCUCUUCUGCUCUCUUUUUUUCCUUUUUUUUUUCCAUUUCUGAUGUUCUUUCUUGGGGUUAACCCCCUGCUUGUGCAGGAGGGAGGGAGUAUGUUGGACCUCCUUACUUAACCUAUGCGAUUGUAAAUACAAGUGAUUAAAAUAAAGUCUAUUGCCCAAAUUCUUCUAAGACUUUGGGCUCAGCCUUUAAGCUUUA
Populus trichocarpa (black cottonwood) is the source of this 1146-nucleotide messenger RNA. RefSeq lists its product as uncharacterized. Lineage: Eukaryota; Viridiplantae; Streptophyta; Magnoliopsida; Malpighiales; Salicaceae. The transcript is spliced from 2 exons. The record is from RefSeq and is a predicted model, not a curated record. Bases 430 to 930 code for a protein of 166 amino acids.